This is a messenger RNA of Ailuropoda melanoleuca (giant panda), 5741 nucleotides long. RefSeq names its product ATP binding cassette subfamily C member 2 (gene ABCC2). Gene Ontology annotation, cellular component: apical plasma membrane. Gene Ontology annotation, molecular function: ABC-type transporter activity; ATP hydrolysis activity; ATP binding. The transcript has 32 exons. NCBI's taxonomy places the organism in Eukaryota, Metazoa, Chordata, Mammalia, Carnivora, Ursidae. The record is from RefSeq and is a predicted model, not a curated record. Gene Ontology annotation, biological process: transmembrane transport. The coding region runs from base 426 to 5051 and encodes 1541 amino acids.
AAGGGUACUUUCCCCUCCACUGAUGCUUCUCUUUUUAGGUCAUGUGUCUUCAAGAGAAGGAAAGGCUUCUCCACUCCUAAGUUGUCCGCCAGCUCUGCUGACAUUUUUCAGUGGUUCCUUUUAGAUAUGACCAUACCUACAGAGGCUUCUGGUCCUUGGGGAAUGGUGAGUCUAGCUGCCCCGGGGGCUCCUCAAUCCUCAGUCACAUGUCUAUCCACUGGGAUAAUGUAAAUAAACAUCUGAGCAAGGUUAAUGAGUAAACUGUUAGGAUGAAAGGUCAGGAGACCUGCUUUUAUUAGGAACAUCAGAACAUCAGAAUGGGAGAUAACACAUCACUGCUCGCAGUCCACCUUCUCUGAGGAAAAGAAUAAAUAAAAAACAAAGAGUCACAGAAGAGUGUUCAUUCCAGAAGUGCUCCAGGAAUCAUGCUGGAGAAGUUCUGCAACUCUACAUUUUGGAAUUCUUCACUCUUGGAUAGCCCAGAAGCAGACCUGCCACUUUGUUUUGAGCAAACUGUUCUGGUGUGGAUUCCCUUGGGUUUCCUUUGGCUCCUGGCCCCUUGGCAGCUUCUUCAUGUGUAUAGAUCCAAAAUCAAGAAAUCUCCUAUAACCAAACUCUACCUUGCUAAGCAGGUGCUUGUUGGGUUUCUUCUUAUUCUAGCAGCCAUAGAGCUGGCCCUUGUACUCACAGAAGACUCUGGACAAGUCACGGUUCCUGCCAUUAGAUACACCAAUCCAAGCCUUUACCUGGGCACAUGGCUCCUGGUUUUGCUGAUCCAACACAGCAGACGAUGGUGCAUGCAGAAGGAUUCUUGGUUCCUGUCCCUGUUCUGGAUUCUCUCAAUACUCUGUGGCGUUUUCCAGUUUCAGACUCUGAUCCGGAUACUCUUGAAGGGCAACAAUUCUAACCUGGCCUAUUCCUGCCUGUUCUUCGUCAGCUAUGCACUGCAGAUCCUGGUCCUGAUCCUUUCAGGAUUUUCAGAAAAAGAUGCCUCCUCAAAUAAUCCAUCAUUCACAGCCUCGUUUCUGAGUAACAUUACGUUUAGCUGGUAUGACAGCACUGUUAUGAAAGGCUACAAGCAACCUCUGACUCUUGAAGAUGUCUGGGAUGUCGAUGAAGAGAUUAAAACCAAAGCACUGGUCAGCACGUUUGAAAAACAUAUGGUAGGAGAGCUGCAGAAGGCCAGGAAGGCGCUCCAGAGACGGCAGCAGAGAAAGGCCCAGCGAAACGCUGGAGAUGGGCCACAUGGCUUGAACAAGAAUCAGAGUCAAAGCCAAGAUAUCCUUGUCCUGGAAGAAGUUAAAAAGAAAAAAAAGUCUGGGACCACCAAAAACUUUCCCAAAUCCUGGUUGGUCAAGACUCUCUUCAAAACUUUCUACAUCGUUCUCUUGAAAUCAUUCUUCCUGAAGCUGGUGUAUGACCUCCUCAUGUUUCUGAAUCCUCAGCUGCUGAAAUUGCUGAUCUCCUUCGCUAAUGACCGGGACACGUAUAUAUGGACCGGCUAUCUCUACUCGGUCCUCUUCUUUGUUGUGGCCCUCAUCCAGUCUCUCUGCCUUCAGUGCUACUUUCAGAUGUGCUUCACACUGGGCAUCACUGUACGGACAACCAUCAUGGCGUCCAUAUAUAAGAAGGCGCUGACCCUAUCCAACCAGGCCAGGAAGCAGUACACCAUUGGAGAAACAGUGAACCUGAUGUCUGUGGAUGCCCAGAAGCUCAUGGAUGUGACCAGCUACCUUCAUCUGCUGUGGUCAAAUAUUCUCCAGAUUACUUUGUCUAUCUACUUCCUAUGGGCAGAGCUGGGACCCUCUGUCUUAGCAGGUGUUGGGGUGAUGGUACUCCUAAUUCCAGUUAAUGGGAUACUUGCUGCCAAGAGUAGAGCUGUUCAGGUAAAAAAUAUGAAGAAUAAAGACAAACGGUUAAAGAUCAUGAAUGAAAUUCUCAGUGGGAUCAAGAUCCUGAAAUAUUUUGCCUGGGAACCUUCAUUCAAAAACCAAGUUCAUGAACUUCGGAAGAAAGAGCUCAAGAACCUGCUGACCUUUGCGCGGAUGCAGUCUGUAAUGGCGUUUCUCUUACACUUAACUCCUGUCCUGGUGUCUGUGAUCACAUUUUCAGUCUACACUCUGGUGGACAGCAAUAAUAUUUUGGAUGCAGAAAAGGCCUUCACGUCCAUCACCCUCUUCAACAUGCUGCGCUUUCCCCUCAGCAUGUUUCCCAUGGUGAUCUCCACCGUUCUCCAGGCCAGUGUUUCCAGAGACCGGCUAGAACAGUACUUGGGAGGGGACGACUUGGACACAUCCGCCAUUCGACAUGACCGCAAUUCUGACAAAGCUGUACAGUUUUCGGAGGCCUUCUUUACCUGGGACCUGGACUCGGAAGCCACAAUCCAAGAUGUGAACCUGGACAUUAUGCCAGGCCAGCUGGUGGCUGUGGUGGGCACUGUGGGCUCUGGGAAGUCCUCCUUGAUGUCAGCCAUGCUGGGAGAAAUGGAAAACGUCCACGGGCACGUCACCAUCAAGGGCACCAUAGCCUAUGUCCCACAGCAAUCCUGGAUCCAGAAUGGCACCAUAAAGGACAACAUCCUUUUUGGAUCCGAGUUAGAUGAAAAGAGAUACCAGCAGAUUCUGGAGGCCUGUGCCCUCCUCCAAGACUUGGAAGUGCUGCCUGGAGGAGACCUGGCCGAGAUUGGAGAGAAGGGUAUAAAUCUCAGCGGGGGUCAGAAGCAGCGGAUUAGCCUGGCCAGAGCUACCUAUCAGAACUCAGACAUCUAUGUCCUGGAUGACCCCCUGUCGGCUGUGGAUGCUCAUGUGGGAAGACAUAUUUUCAAUAAGGUCUUGGGGCCCAAUGGCCUACUGAAAGGCAAGACUCGACUCUUGGUUACGCAUAGCAUUCACUUUCUUCCCCAAGUGGACGAGAUCGUGGUUCUGGGGAAUGGCACCAUCUUGGAGAAGGGAUCUUACAGCACUCUGCUGGCCAAGAAAGGACCAUUUGCUAAGAUUCUGAAGACAUUCACAAAACAGACGGGUCCUGAGGAAGAGGCCACAGUCAAUGAGGACACUGAAGAGGAAGAUGACUGUGGGCUGAUGCCCAGUGUGGAGGAAAUCCCUGAAGAUGUGGCCGCCUUAACCAUGAAAAGAGAGAACAGCUUUCAUCGAGCACUUAGUCGCAGGUCCAACAGCAGGCAUCGGAAAUCCCUAAGAAACUCUUUGAAAACUCGGAAUGUGAAAACCGUGAAGGAGAAGGAGGAACUAGUGAAAGGACAAAAACUAAUUAAGAAGGAAUUCAUAGAAACUGGAAAGGUGAAAUUCUCCAUCUACCUGAAGUACCUACGAGCAAUAGGAUGGUGUUCAAUAUUCUUCAUCGUCUUUGCCUAUGUGAUCAAUUCCGUGGCUUAUAUUGGAUCCAACCUCUGGCUCAGUGCUUGGACCAAUGACUCUAAAACCUAUAAUGGCAGUAACUAUCCAGCGUCUCAGAGGGACCUGAGAAUUGGUGUCUAUGGAGCUCUGGGAUUAGCACAAGGUGCGUUUGUGCUCAUGGCAAGUCUCUGGAGUGCCUAUGGUACCACGUACGCAUCAAACAUUCUUCAUAGGCAACUGCUAAGCAAUAUCCUUCAAGCACCCAUGAGUUUUUUUGACACAACACCCACAGGCCGGAUUGUGAACAGGUUUGCUGGUGAUAUUUCCACAGUGGAUGACACCCUUCCCUUAUCCUUGCGCAGCUGGAUGUUGUGUUUUCUGGGAAUAAUCAGCACCCUUGUCAUGAUUUGCACGGCCACUCCAAUCUUCGUUGUCGUCAUCAUUCCUCUUGGCAUCAUUUAUGUGUCUGUUCAGAUAUUUUAUGUGGCUACUGCCCGCCAGCUGAAACGUCUGGACUCUGUCACCAGGUCCCCGAUCUACUCUCACUUCAGUGAGACUGUGUCAGGUUUGUCUGUCAUCCGUGCCUUUGAGCACCAGCAGCGAUUUCUGAAACACAAUGAAGUGGGGAUUGACACCAACCAGAAAUGUGUCUUCUCCUGGAUUGUCUCCAACAGGUGGCUUGCAGUUCGUCUGGAGCUGAUUGGGAACCUGAUUGUCUUCUUUUCAUCACUGAUGAUGGUUAUUUAUAGAGAUACCCUAAGUGGAGACACUGUGGGCUUUGUUCUGUCCAACGCGCUUAAUAUCACACAGACCCUGAACUGGCUAGUGAGGAUGACGUCAGAAAUAGAGACCAACAUUGUGGCUGUUGAAAGAAUAAAUGAGUACAUAAAAGUGGAGAACGAGGCACCCUGGGUAACUGAUAAGAGACCUCCCGCAGGUUGGCCCAGCAAAGGGGAGAUCCAUUUUAACAACUACCAAGUGCGGUACCGGCCGGAGCUGGAUCUUGUCCUGAGAGGGAUCACUUGUGACAUUAGGAGCAUGGAGAAGAUUGGUGUGGUUGGCAGGACAGGAGCUGGUAAGUCCUCCUUGACAAAUGCCCUCUUCAGAAUCCUGGAGGCUGCAGGUGGCCAGAUCAUCAUCGAUGGAGUAGAUAUUGCUUCCAUUGGGCUCCAUGACCUCCGGGAGAAACUGACAAUCAUCCCCCAGGAUCCCAUCCUGUUCUCUGGAACCCUGAGGAUGAACCUAGACCCUUUUAACAACCACUCAGAUGAGGAGAUUUGGAAGGCCCUGGAGCUGGCUCACCUCAAAUCCUUUGUGUCUGGCCUGCAACUUGGGUUGUCUCACGAAGUGACAGAAGCUGGUGACAACCUUAGCAUCGGGCAGAGGCAGCUGCUGUGCCUGGCCCGGGCUCUGCUUCGGAAAUCCAAGAUUCUGAUCAUGGACGAGGCCACUGCCGCCGUGGAUCUGGAGACCGAUCACCUCAUCCAGACGACCAUCCAGAAGGAGUUCUCCCACUGCACCACCAUCACCAUUGCUCACAGGCUGCACACCAUCAUGGACAGCGACAAGAUAAUGGUCCUAGACAAUGGGAAGAUUGUAGAGUAUGGCAGCCCUCAGGAACUGCUGAGAAGUUCGGGCCCCUUCUAUCUGAUGGCCAAAGAAGCUGGCAUUGAAAAUGUGAACAGCACAUCAUUCUGACAGUAGGUUCCAUGGGUUGGAAAGGACUAUAAGGAUCAUUCCUUUUUGUGAGAGAGAUUACACAGAAGUGUGUAAAAUGUACGCUUUAAAGAAGGAUAUUAUAUCCAGUUACAGUAGACCCCCCAACCCCUCUUCAAUGCCCCCACUCUGAUUAUACCGCCUUCCUACUUACCUUCCCAGAGAUGACGACCGUCCUGAAUUUUGUGAUAAUCCUAGCCUCUUGCUUUUUUACUGUAGUUUUACUACUUGGUAUGUACCCUUAAACGAGGUGUAUCUUUUUUAAUUUAUGUAAACGACCUAACUCCUACCUGACAUAUUCUGUGGCUUUUGUUCAGUAUUAUUCUUGAGAUGCGUCCACGUUGAUGCACAAAGUGAGGCUGGCUCCCUCCCUCCCUCCGCAGCAUGGCAAUGCGUGAACGCGCCACGGUGCAUCCAUUGUCAGGUCGCUCGUCGGGUUAUUUCUAGGUGUUCUUCUCCAUUAUGAACAACACUGCUAGGAACAUUCUGGUGUAUCACUCCUGAGAUAAACGUGUAAGAGUUUCUUUAGGAUAUAAUGUAGGAAUGGAGGUAUGCACUUGCAAUCACUAGGUAAUGCCAAUUUAAUACACUUCUUGUCAAUCUGAUGAGUAUGAACUGGCAUCUCGUUGAGGUUUUAAUUUAUGUUUCCGUGGGAACUACUGAGGUUUCCGC